Molecule: messenger RNA, 3673 nt
Organism: Neurospora tetraspora
Lineage: Eukaryota; Fungi; Ascomycota; Sordariomycetes; Sordariales; Sordariaceae
Exons: 1
Coding region: 487-3183 (898 amino acids)
Source: RefSeq, a predicted model, not a curated record
CCGCUUCUCGAGUGAAUGACGCACUGUUCCAACAUGGAAGUUACGAUGGGUGCCUGAGCAGUGUGGGCGUUCAGGACUGUGGCAGGUUUCAGCCUUUUUAAUUUCCCACACUGGGGAGAGACAGACUCCAAACUAACUCGAACUCGACUUCUCCAUCCGCGUCAUUGAGCAAUUCGAGUGUUCAAUUGCUCGACUCAAUUGCUCGUCGAUAUCAUCACAACGCUGAUCGACAGGCGAUUACUUAUAGCUACCCCUAGGCAUUCGCGACCCGUCCUCUUUCAUUUCAGCACCGAAGGCAGAACCCUCCAACCAUCGCAGCCCGCCUCAGCUACCUAAUCGCCUGUCAGUCUCAACCCCCGAAUCGACCACCUCAACCUUCUCACCACUCCACGGGGCUACGGGCCCAGGCUCGCAGGCGACAGGCAACAGGCAGGCGACAGGAGGCAGUCGGCAGGUCCGCGACCACAAGCAUCACAAAUCACAAUCAUGGCCAGUUCAACCCCCACCAUCACGAUCUCUGGCGCCGACAAUCACACCACUCCCACGACCGCUACCACUAUCCCUAUCCCCACUUCACGACACCAAACACGACCCCAAACCCAGACACAGAAACAGGCACAAACAACAACAGCCUUCAUCUUCCACGUCUCAACCCUCGUCUACCGUCCCAGGAGCACUGGAAGCCCGUCUAGCAUCAGUACCAACAGCAACGGCACCAAUAGCGACUCAACAAGCUGGUCCCCUAUCUCCGUUUCUGAUAGCAGCUCUAUCUCGGGCUACACCAGCUCCGGCUCCGAUUCCACCUGGAACCAGAACAUCAUCAUCAACCCGACAAAGUCACAGUCACACCACCACCACCCCAACCCCCUCCGCCAGCAUACGGUACUGCUUCCCCGGCCGUCGGCAGGCGAGACGAUUGCUCAGUUGCAAGCGGUGGGUAUACCGUUUGUUAUUAUCUGGGAACCUGAGACGGCGUCGUCGGGAUAUGGAGGAGACGAUGGAUUCGAUAACGAGUUCGCCUCAGAAGAGGAAGUAGCGAAUACUAUUUCUAGGGUUCUGGGGUUGAAGGAUCCGAUUUGUCCGAUGAAGGUUGUGGGGAGGUGGACGCUUUUGAGGAGUGUUGCUGCACAGGGUCAACAUUUAGUCACCAAUGGGAAAGAUGGUAAAAAGGGGGGAAACGAGGAGAAAGAGGUGACGGGGACUUUGGUCAUUGGUGACGAUGAGGAGAGGAACAGGGAGAUGGCAAGGAUGUUGGGGUUUCAAGCGGAGAGGGUGGUGAACGCGGAGGAGGUGGAGAGGAUGUGGGGGAGGAGGGAGGUGGUUGAGGAGGAGCGGAAGGAGGAGGAUGAGGAGAAGGGAGAGGUGAAUGUGGUGGUGGAGAAGGAGGACCUGGGCCUAAAGCAGAACCAGACCCAGGGACAACACCUGAAGCCGACGAAGCCGACUCUGAGCUUGAGGAGCAGGCUGAGUUGCCCAUUCGAUGAUAUGAAGGUCGUCGAGGGUCUUUGCUUUUCCCCGGAGGAUAAGAUCGACGAGGAAAGUACAGAAGAUGACGGCGUUGCGUCAGAGAAGCAAGCUGGGUUCGAGGAAAAUAAAGAGGGAGCGAACAAAGGUGGCCAUACAGAGUCACCGACGUCAACAACCCCUUCGACUCCCGAUAUUGUCCAGGGCCAAUACAUCCCGGUCAAGCAUAGUGAGCGGACCGUGGCAUAUGUUCCUGUCAGUCCUACAAGCACCACAAGCUCGGAGAAAGACUUCGAGUCUCCCGUCACUCGCAUUACUUCCAUCAUUUUCUUCUCGCCGCCAUCCCUAAAGACAUGGGACCGGGAUGUCCGUGUUGUCAGCAAGCUGUGUCAAUCACAGGGCGAUGGAGAGGAAGUACCCAAGCUUUACAUUGUUCAGAAACCGGGAGAGCUUGGAUCUAGUAAUUGGUCUCUGUCAUCCUCUUCCUCCUCGCCAUUGGCCUCGUCGGCAUCAUCAAUCACCCCUUCGCCGACAUCUUCCACGUCCCCUUCGGAGUCCAGUCUUGAUACCCUGACCACCACAGCCUCUACCGUCUUUUCCCAAGCUUCCUCCACCUCGAGCUCCGAGUCUGUGCCAUCUAAGCGACAAUUCAAAUUAACAAUGCCUCGCACGGCAUCGGACUGGAUCCGCGACGUUACCACUCACUGGCGAGCCACCAAUCCCAAUCUCUCCGACAAGACCAAACUCCCUUAUUACCUCAUCGACCCCCUGACUUGCGCCCUUCAGGUUCUCGAAAUCGGCCGCCAACGAGCGCAAUCGACCAUCUGGGCGAGGGCCAAUCUCCCGGUGCACUUGCGCCAGGUACUACGUCUGGAGACGCUUUACGUCGUCGACUCGGGUGAGCACUCGUCACGUUUGUUCAACGAUUUGAACAGUGCCAAAGGUGGCGAUGACAGCUGCAGCAAGGACAAACAUUCCGCUUCCGCUUCCGCCGACCCUGAUCCUGAUUUGUCCUUUCAGUGGUAUCUAGCAUCCCUUGGGGUGGAAGUCAUUCCCGCGAAACGGUGCAGGAGGAUCGGGAUGAGCAAUGUUUACGCUUUAGAGAAGAGGGUGCAGAAGCUGGGCUAUGUGUGUCGCCCACUCCAUAGUUCCAAACCUGAGCCACUACAGGACGAGGACCAGAACACCAAGAAAGUCCACGAAAACAAAGACAGCGGAGAUACCAGCGCCCGCCAACCCACUACCCAGACGCACCAAAGACGAACCUCUUGGUUCCGCCAGCUGAUUACGAGAGGCCAACCCCGAUCAUCCAAGUCUCGCAGUCCCGGUGCCGGUGGCCAGAGUCAGACUCAACGCCCCUCUACCUCUACCUCUACCAACAAGACCCGCAAGCACCACCACCACACCAAACAUACCAACCACAGUAACAACAGCACCACAAACCUAACCAUCAACUCAACCAACAUCCCUCCCACCAAUAUCCCCACCGGCAUCCCCCGGAGCAUGACCACCCCCAACAACAGCAACGCCCCAACGACAGCAACAGCUACGACAGCCAAAUUUACUCCCCCAGCGCCCUGGACAUGGUUUCGCGCAGUCCCACACAAAAGGCAAGAGACAUCAGUGCUAUCACGGCCUUCUGCCAUAGUAACAAUAUCGAGACGGCGGUUAAGUACGCUGUCAAUCGUGAGUAUUGGGAGUGUGUGGAUAGGGGAUUGAGGCCUGUUUGGUUGACUGGUGGGGGGGCUUGGAGUGGUGGUGCUGGGACUGGGACUGGUGGUGCUGGGACUGGGACUGCUGGUGGUGGUGCUGGUAUUGGUAUUGGUGCUGCUGGUAUUGGUGCUGGUAGAAUCUGAUGGACUUGGCUGGAUCGGAUCUGGUCCUGAUCUACCUGUUCAGGUGGUCGUCGGAUGAAUCAUGAACUAGUUGUCAUAAGGAAAGAUGGAUCAGGCAACGUGGAUCAAAAAUUUGAGGCCAGGUAGAGCUGGGGCUGAAGGGUUGAUAUCCAAAAUAUCGGACUCGAGCUUGGUAGACAGCGCAUAGCCAGGCAAUACAGGUACCUACCAUAUGUAGACAAAAUGGUUAGGGACAUACUUCGAGAUUAUGGAAGCGAAUUUGAACAUGGGUUUACAUGUAAGUGCGAAGAGUGUAGAGGUAUGGAUGUACUUUUAUCUAGCAUUGGACUUAUUACCAGUGGUCACUAUUCAGG